CAACAAAAACGUUGCCUGAAUUUUAUCAUUUUUGUCUGGCUGCUAAGUCUUAGCCUUGCCCAGAAGAAAAUCAUCUUUACAAAGGUACAAUGUCCACUCAAGAGCAACCAAAUGGACAAGGUCGAGUGCUUUAUUGAGCACAGCAGCGCUUUCACAAUUCAGGCUACGACCAACGACAUUGAGGUGCAGAAUCUGGUGGGCAUAUCGGAUUUGAAUAUAUUUAUAUAUGGCAAAAAAAGUGCCAUGCGUUUCAAAGGAGUUCGCCUCGAUAUUUGCAAACUGAAUGCCAGCAAUCGACCCUCCCUGAUGGCCAUGCUGCAAAUGGGUAUACAACGAACCGACAAUAAUUUGCCCAAAGAGUGUCCCUUAAAGCGGAACACGACCUAUGUAUUGCGGCACAUGAGGUUUGAUGGCAAUUAUUUGCCCGUCUAUUUGCCGGAAUAUAAUUUCACAUACAUUGGCAAAUUUCAUGCGAAUCAUGUAAAAACGUUUGAGGUGCGACUCGAGGGCUCCAUAUGUUAUGCCACAAACGAUUGCUCGGGCGCCAAAGGGUUAGCUAAAACUACGGAUAUAUGA
This is a messenger RNA of Drosophila novamexicana, 576 nucleotides long. RefSeq lists its product as uncharacterized. The record is from RefSeq and is a predicted model, not a curated record. The coding region runs from base 112 to 576 and encodes 154 amino acids. The transcript has 3 exons. Lineage: Eukaryota; Metazoa; Arthropoda; Insecta; Diptera; Drosophilidae.